Molecule: messenger RNA, 1795 nt
Organism: Leucoraja erinaceus (little skate)
Lineage: Eukaryota; Metazoa; Chordata; Chondrichthyes; Rajiformes; Rajidae
Gene: gxylt2
Product: glucoside xylosyltransferase 2
Exons: 7
Coding region: 373-1749 (458 amino acids)
Biological process (GO): protein O-linked glycosylation via N-acetylgalactosamine
Molecular function (GO): UDP-xylosyltransferase activity
Source: RefSeq, a predicted model, not a curated record
UAGGAUAGUACUAGUGUACUAGGACGGACUCGGUGGGCCGAGGGGUCUGUUUCCACCCUGUAUUUCUAAACUAACAGUUUAAACUGGAAAUAUUGCACGUUAAAAAUUCACCACAGAAUUUAUGAUUUUCGAUUCUCAAUGUUCCUGGUUUAUUAUAGGGACUCGCAAUUCCAGUUGCCAACUGACUUAAGUUGCCCCAUCCCUGAAGGGUUAAAAUGUAAUUUGCUGUUCCUUUCAGUUUGCGGUUAGAUAGCGUUGUUUCUCGCUGCAAGAAGCUGGGGCGGGGCUCUCUCUGGCGCUGCAUUAGUAAACUGGAGGGAAAGCAGGGGAGAGAGAGAAAAUGACAAAUCUGGAAUUAAUUUCCGACGAAGUAUGAAGAAUUUGACGGCAAGAAAGUGCUCAGCAAAUGACGUGAGUGCGGGAAGGAGCGGGUCUUGUGAGCGGGGCCACACAAUGAAACUCCGGUACAAGAUCGCGGCAGUGCUCGGCUGCCUGGUGGGCGGGCGGCUGCUGCAGUACCUGCUGCUCGGCAUGUCAGCCGGCGAGACCCCGCCGAGGGUGGGCGACGGCCGCGCUUGGCGAGCCGUGCAAGCGUUUCAGGGGCGUCUGGUUACUCGCCAGCCCACCGCUUUCCGCUCACAGCCUCGGCCCGCCUUGAACCCCCGGCCACGGCUCCUGACGAAAAGGCACAAGAAGCCUGCCAGCGACAGGGAUCUUCAGGAACCAAUAUUUCGUCUCCACAGGCAGAAUGGUGAAGAAUGGGUGCACUUGGCAGUGGUGGCCUGUGGGGAUCGGCUGGAAGAGACAAUGACUAUGUUGAAGUCCGCUAUUCUUUUCAGUAUCUACAAGAUAAAAUUCCACAUCUUUGCUGAAGAUACACUCCACUCACAGUUUGAAAGCAGUAUUAAAGCCUGGCCAUAUUUAUACAAAACACAUCUUGAAUAUAGCAUCUACCCAAUCAACUUUUCAGUGGGAAAUCCUCAGGAAUGGAAGAAGUUAUUUAAGCCAUGUGCUGCUCAGCGCCUUUUCCUUCCAAUGAUCCUGAAAGAUGUCGACUCUCUGCUGUAUGUCGACACUGACGUUCUCUUUCUGAGAUCAGUGGAUGAUGUUUGGAAUAUCCUGAAACGCUUCAAUUCUACGCAACUUGCGGCCAUGGCCCCUGAACAUGAAAUCCCGAAGAUCGGAUGGUACAGUCGGUUUGCGCGACAUCCGUAUUAUGGAGCAGCUGGUGUCAAUUCAGGGGUCAUGCUGAUGAAUCUUACUCGAAUAAGAAGUCGGUUGUUUAAGAAUAGUAUGAUUCCCUCUGGCCUAAGAUGGGAAGACUUACUAUAUCCUUUAUACCAUAAAUACAAAAAUGAUAUCACAUGGGGAGACCAGGAUUUAUUAAAUAUCAUAUUCCAUUAUAACCCAGAAUAUCUGUACGUGUUUCCUUGUCAGUGGAAUUACAGACCUGAUCAUUGUAUGUACGGCAGUAACUGUAGAGGAGCAGAAGACCAAGGGGUUGCCAUUCUCCAUGGAAACCGUGGGGUUUAUCAUAAUGAUAAACAGCCUGCCUUCAAAGUAAUGUAUGAGGCUGUACGCAAUUUUCCCUUUGAAGAUAAUUUAUUUCAGUCUCUAUAUUUCCCACUUCAAAACAGCUUUAUGAACACAGUACACACUUUAUGUGGCAGGCUUCCACAAGUAUUCCUGAAGCAGUUUGAACAAGCUAUGCGAAAAGUAUACGAGGUUCGUGUUAUUCAUAUAGGAUAACAACUGAAGAUAGUGGAUAUGUUUAUGUCAAAAAAGAAAAGAAAAA